This is a messenger RNA of Pseudogymnoascus destructans, 2271 nucleotides long. RefSeq lists its product as uncharacterized. The record is from RefSeq and is a predicted model, not a curated record. NCBI's taxonomy places the organism in Eukaryota, Fungi, Ascomycota, Leotiomycetes, Thelebolales, Thelebolaceae. The transcript has 2 exons. Bases 214 to 1464 code for a protein of 416 amino acids.
UCCCACAUUGACCUUUUCCCACAUUUACCUUUUCCCACAUUUACCUUUUCCCACACUUACCUUUUCCUACACUUACCUUUUCCCACACUUAACUUUUCGCAUAUCUGAACUGUUCCCAGUCUUGCUCUUUCCCUCCUACUGCACUUUUCGACGGGUUUCAUUCAUUGCGCACGGCUGUACUCUUAUCUUCGCAUUCAGCUUCCAGGUUUCGCCAUGGAAGGUGCCGACACGGAAGAUGGCGCAACUAACCGUGGUCCUCGGAAUUCCCUGGUUCCAAAUAACAUCGCUGAUAGUCUACUCCGAGAUGUCCUUCAACGGCGAAAGCACUACGAAGCGAACUGUCGUCACGUUGCUGGGCGCCGAGAUGACGUCUACAAAGAGAUUCCGAUCAAUCACCUCGUUCCUCUGGCGUUUCACACAACCCCUUCCCUCCUGGAGAACUUUCAAGAUAUUGAUGGUGUUGUUCAAGCCGUUUCUGAACAGUACAGUUCUGAUAAAUACAAGUCUGAUCUCUUCGGUGAUUGGCAAAAAUACUGCAAAGCCCUCAACUCUCAACAACGUGCAGUAGCUACAUUUGAGGGUGCAAUUUUUUUUGCGGCAGAGAGCAUUUCGAAGCCAAAAGAGCGAGAAGCUUGGAUCUCCUCAUCUCUCGAUCACCUGCGUUUGUUAAAGCAGCUCAGCAGCGUCAGUGGGGACGAUAAAAAUGGUCAGAAACGGAAACGUGGGGCGGGUCAGGAUGGCCGACCCAGCGCCCUAGAUGGGCAUAACCCUGCGACACGGGCAAGAUCUAUCGAGAAAACUGAGGUCCUGGCUGGUGUUAAUCUUCAGGCGGGAAGCGUACCAAGUCUUGAUUCAUCCUUUUCUGAAGCAAUAAUUGCACCCAUGUCCGACCAAAGUAGCGCGGCUGCGGAGAAUGGCUACCAGGCUGAAGCAAGUAAAACGAAUAUAGCAAUGAUGGCUGAGGUAGACAAGUUGAGGAGUAUUCUUGGAGACUACCUUGUUGACGGUAUGAAUGCGAGCCGUAUGAGACAUCACGAGAAGGACAUACGAUGGAUAACUUUUACUAAUACUGUGCGUUUGCAUGUUGCUGAUGAUAAGGGUGAGGAUUUCAAAUUGGAGAUCUGGCUGUGUCUAUCAGUCGGGAAAGCUAUUUCGCAGGCAAAGAAGAACUUCACUCCGUCUGAACUAGGUCGUUCCCCUCUCGCUGACAAUGCGGAGAACCGACUCGAGGAUGUUAUCAAACCUGUUGAAGAUUUGAGGAGCAUACUUGGUGCCUAUCUCUUUGAGGCCAUGAAAGCCAGCAAUUGGAGGAAGGAAGAGGAGACGGCGGGAAUGUCAAUAGGUACAAGCGCUGUUGAUGUGUCUUUUCCCGACGGUGAUGAUGGCACCGAUUGCAAGGUGGUUGUGAUGUUGGGCUUUGGGGCAGGUGUAGAUAUGUUUGCAAAAAUAUAUCCCAGACUCUAGCUAGCUCGCACCAAUUUGAAGUUCAUAUUCAUCACAACAACUGUCUGCCCUGCAGGAAGAAUUUCGUUCUCUUUGUCCAUGUCUGUCUUCCGCGAGGUGAUUUGUCCCUGUACACCUACACCUAUGUUGCCAGAUCCGGUUUUCCAUGCCAUGGUUCUAUCAUAAGCAACCCCUUUGAAAGUAUGAUAGUCGAUGGAUUCGUAGUCCCCGUUGACAGUUUGUUCGGCCUGCGAUUUUUGCAUUAGACUAGUAAGCUUUUAGAUAUGGGUUGAACUUGACGUACCUCAGGCAUUAGAGUAGUAAACCAAUUCCCAGCUGGGUUUAAAUUCCAAAGUUGAUUAAAUUGGAAAACAAAUUUCUCUUCGGCCUCACAGUUGAGCAAUACUGACAGUUAUGUACAAAGGAAGAGCAGGUGUGUUUGGUGAGGCUCGAGGUGGAGGUUCAAAUUUGUUGGAGUUUGUAAGGCGUUUGAUGAUGACUCAGCGCGGGGUACGAUGUACGAAGCAGCUAUUCACCUUGACGUAGAGGGUGGCUUACCCUGAUUGGAAGGUGAAAAAAACGAGUCUUGAAAGUCGAAUAUAUGUCCUGUGCCUUGAUAGUAUACUCAAAGCUCGAUGGUGAGAUGAAGAAAGUGGUGGGGCUCAGUAGUGCCCAUGUGAUUUGCUCAGGCGCAGUUUGGGCUUUCAAUACAUUCCAGGCAGCAAAGAUGCGUCAAGUAUGAACGAAUUAAUAAUGCUUCGGUGUGUAAGUUUCGAGAACUUAAUUAUGUGGAGCCAUACAUUGCACCCUGUAGCAAACUACAAAAGU